AGUCGUCCGUUGAUUCCUCCCUCCAUCAUCGCUCAGCAUCCCCAUCGAAGCUCCCAUUGCCAUCCUCAGCCCUCCUCGACGAACUCAGAGAAUGUGCCACUCCUAUCAUGAUUGUUUUCCGUGACUGCCACUCAAACCACAAAGAACUUUUCGUGACCACUUUAGGGAAUGCCAACAUUGUUCUCCCAAACAAAGGCUAAUGAUCUACUUAUAAGCUUCGAUCCUUGCAUAAAUGCCCUCUAAAACUACUCUCCCCCCAAUCCUAGCCAUCCUGUCUUCCACUACAAGUCCUGAUCCCUCAUCCCACUCUGGUGGAGAACAGCCAAAAAAGAAGCAGAAGGUGAACGAAGGACAGUUUAGGCCCAACGACGACAGCCAAAACGAAGAAGACGAUAGCCGUGAAGCUCGUCGGAGGACCCCCAGACCCAUCCCCUUUGAUCAAUUCCUCUCAAUGCCGUUCGAACUCCCUGACCCACGUAACACGACCGGCCUACCCACUGCAGACGAACCUUUCCCAUACAAUAAACUUGCUUGUUCUGGUGAAACCCCUUCCGUUCUUCCGACAGGCUCUGCCACCCCUUUCACCAACACGGCCUACCCCCGACUCUAUGUCCCAUGGAAUCACCUCACUGCCGGGUUCCCAGAAGACCUCCGGAAGGCCAUCGCCGACUCUCCAGACAAGUUCAUGGCAGGGCUCCCAUACGGUGCUGGACCAAAAUGGUACGCCGACAACCCCAGAGCCGACCUCCUACUCAAAGAGUUCCUUGACGGUUUCGAUUUUCCGGACAAGGGCCCUAUCACGGUCUUCUAUCCAGUCGAAGAAAAAGUGGGGAAGAAAGGGAAGAUCAUCGAGGAGGGCCGAAAGAGGAAGAGUGCCUUCGAUAAACCGUGGCCACUAGUCGUCACCGGUAUUUCGGAGGACUUCAUGAAGUACCUCAUCUGGCAACAAACCUUCGCCAUCCCCUCCCGCAUCGUCUGGAAUUUCGUCCCGUUUGACCCCAAAGCUCUCGCAUGGGUCGUCGCAGCUUUCCAAGGCAACGUCGUCCGCAACGACGCGACCCUUAUAGCUGAAGCCCUAGCUUGCCUGAAAGUGGAGGCGUGGCGCAGCGUGCCCCUCCAAAACCUGGUCAAACGAAUCACCCAGGCAAAAGGCAAGUCGGGGAACCCAAUCGAGCUCACGGUCAAGAUGACCCAGUCCUGGCGCCUCACCUACGUCGAGACAAAGAACCUCGAGGACGACAAAGGACCAGUCUUCCUACUCAUGGGAGAGCCCAUUACGGAUGACUUGGAUCUCCAUAGAGCACUCACCGCCCAUAUUCGCAAUCUCAGAGUCCGAGUCAACUACCAACAGUUGCUAAACGUCGACAAGAUCAUAGGAUGCGACUGGUGUAAGAACCAGAACCAUCCGAGUCAUGCUUGCCCCUUCCCAGGAGUGGACUCUGCCUGGUAUGGCCCCACCGCUGAUGAACUAAGGCUUCGCAUGAUGAAAGCAGGACCCCCCAACGACCCAGGCCGGAAACGGAAAGAGGGGAGCUCCAAGCCAGGAGGGCGCUCCAAGCGAGGAAAGAACAAGGACGACGAAUGGAGCGUAGUUCAGCGUGGCAAAAAGCACUAGUUUGCUUACCACCUAUAUGCCGUUUCAUGUACCACGUACCUUUCAAUAGAGAUCCUUAUGUACCCGC
Desarmillaria tabescens is the source of this 1682-nucleotide messenger RNA. RefSeq lists its product as uncharacterized. The record is from RefSeq and is a predicted model, not a curated record. The transcript is spliced from 2 exons. Bases 233 to 1615 code for a protein of 460 amino acids. NCBI's taxonomy places the organism in Eukaryota, Fungi, Basidiomycota, Agaricomycetes, Agaricales, Physalacriaceae.